AUGGCCAGGACCACGUUUCUUUGCUCGUGUAAGCCGGCCGCUCAUAUCGCGAAAACAGGACAAACCGAAUGGUCCCAAAACGGCCGAUACACGGGCAUGACAGACAUCCCCUUACUGCCCCAAGGGGAAGAGAAAGUGCGACAUACGGCAUCGAUUGUCUUCGGUGAGGGAAGGCUCAUCGACCCAAGCAAAAUCGCCAAAGUCAUCUGCAGCCCGCGGAAGCGUGCUCAACGCACCCUCGAACUGCUCCUGGAGCAAGUGCCCGACGCUGAGAUAAAACAGGCCGUCAAAAGUAAGACCGAGACGACCGAGGACAUCGGCGAGUGGGGAUACGGCGACUACGAAGGCCUGCUGACCGAGCAGAUCCGACAACUGCGCAAACAGCGAGGUCUGGAUACCGACCGGCCGUGGGAUAUCUGGAGAGACGGGUGUGAAGGGCCGGGAGGCCAAUCUCCGGCUCAGGUCACGGAGAGGCUGGACCGGCUGAUCGCCCAAAUCACCCGUCUUCAAGAAGAAGGCAUGAAGAAGCAGCAGAAAUGCGAUGUCGUGGUCGUGGCUCAUGGGCAUAUUCUGAGAGCUUUCGUCAAGCGGUGGCUGGAGUUCAGUCUGGACGCGAAGCUAGAGAUGAUGCUUGAACCAGGAGGGGUCUGCGGGCUCAGUUAUGCUCAUGGUAGCAUACAGCAGCGAGCGGUGCUUGUAGGGAUGAGCCUGUGA
Capronia coronata CBS 617.96 is the source of this 714-nucleotide messenger RNA. RefSeq names its product 2,3-bisphosphoglycerate-dependent phosphoglycerate mutase. Gene Ontology annotation, molecular function: sedoheptulose-bisphosphatase activity. Lineage: Eukaryota; Fungi; Ascomycota; Eurotiomycetes; Chaetothyriales; Herpotrichiellaceae. Bases 1 to 714 code for a protein of 237 amino acids. The transcript has a single exon. The record is from RefSeq and is a predicted model, not a curated record. Gene Ontology annotation, biological process: ribose phosphate biosynthetic process.